Messenger RNA from Saimiri boliviensis boliviensis (Bolivian squirrel monkey), 2577 nucleotides. The record is from RefSeq and is a predicted model, not a curated record. Lineage: Eukaryota; Metazoa; Chordata; Mammalia; Primates; Cebidae.
CACUUCCGGUCGCGAGGGCGCUCGGGAGCGCGCCCCGCGAGCCUCCACCAACCAGCGGCUCCGCCUGGCGGGAAAGAGUGCGCGCGCGCACGUUGUGCGCAGGUUCGAAUCUCCGCCGCUUCGCGGUUGCUUCUCAACGUCCGGGCAGUAUCUCUGCGGCUGCAAGGGCUGCGCGCGCGAGCUGCCUCCCGGCCGGAGCCCCAACCCUAGCCGGAGCACGAGCUGCCCCGCCCCCUCCAGCGUCCUGUCGCCUCCUCGCCCGACUUCGGCCUUUCCCUCCCACACGCGCUCAGUCCUCGCUCUUCGCCCCCACAGCUAUCGGCGAUCGGUGUCCCGCGCCCGGCCGGCUCCGCCCGAGCCUCUGGGCCCAUGGCCAAGCGGCGUGCGGCCGAGCCGGUGACGUUCCACGUGCCUUGGAAGCGGCUCCUGCUCUGCGACUUCCCUGAGCAGCCGCCGCCACCGCCUCUCUGGAUCCGGCCGCCCGGGGCCACGCAUCCCGGGCAGCCCCUCAGCGUACCGGAACAGCACCGAAAGCGCAAAAUCGACGCAGGGACCAUGGCAGAGCCCUCCGCAUCGCCCAGCAAGCGCCGCGACAGCGGGGACAACAGCGCCCCGGGCGGCCAGGAGCAAGAGGACCGAGGCCUGGAGACCGGCGAGCCGCCGCUGCCGCCGCCGCCGCCGCCUAUACGGCGGGGGCUAGGGGAGGAGCUCCAGGGCGCCCGGCCCCCGAGGGGCGGUGGCGACGACGGGGCGGGGCGCGCAGGGCCCCCGCGGGGAGACUGGGGGGUCGCACCGCGCCAGACGCCUGCAGAGGCGAAAAGAAAAGGUUACCGCUCCGGGAGAGGACAGCGACCCCCAGGAGACGCGCCCCGGGAUUCCGAGGGGCAGAAAGCACUGGGCUGCUCUGGCGGGAAACGGACCGUGGUCGGGAGCAGUCAAGUGGCCUUGCGGCGUCAGCGCCGCGCUCUCACAGUGAAGAAUUUUGGCAGUAUAAUACCUUCCAGUACUGGAGGAAUCCUUUGCCACCUAUUGAUCUGGCAGACAUUGAAGAUUUAAUUGAAGACACCCUGACAGAAGGAACACUUCAGGGCAAGAAUGAAGGGUCUGAGGUUGACAUGGAGUCCUGACGUAAGGAGCUGAAGCAGUAGGAUUGGUUGAUUUGAGGAGAUGUCUCUAAAUUAAUUCAUGUAUUCUUAAGGGAAAAGUUAUUUUCCAUACUUGAAGUUAUAUUUCCAAACCUGAGAAAUAAAGAAAGACUGUUCUGACAAUAAAUACCUACAGUUACUACUGAACCUCUUAAUAAGGAUUUGUCAAGGAUAGAGUAUAGUUGUAGGGGAAGUAUUUUAUGUAUGCAUUCUUAGAGAAAAAAGCUUUGUUUAAAUGUUAGAAUUGAAGGUACUGAUGAAAAUAAAUUCUAGCAGUUUUAGAAAUAGGUGGGAAACACUCUAAUAUUCCUCCUAUCUGCACCAAAAAGUUUAUUUGUAGUACAUAAAAUGAAUAUUGUUUUAUAAUAACUUGUUAAUAAAGUACUUUCUAAUACAUUCUAUUGACUCUAUUAGUUGAACAAAUAGCUGACUUGAACAUCUAUGCAAACUUAAGAUGGGGGAUUGUUUUAAAAGCUAUUUUAAAAGAGCUUUCUAAAUGUUAAGUAGUGAGAAUUUCAGCUUGGGUAGCAUGUUUGCAUAACUUCCAAUAUUUGAUGUAUGUUAAGCUCUGCUAUGGGCAACCGAAGAUUGAUAAAGAACAAUGAAAACUGAGUCGAUGCCUGCUUCCCUCUCUUUUCCCAGGAUUAGAGGAAAGAAAUGUAUUAUAUGAUUAGCUUCUUGGUUUUGAAUUGUUUCAAGGCAUGGUUUUAUUCCUUAUUACUUUAGACCUAUAGUUCUCAACACUGACAGCACUUUAAAAAUCUUUGCCUGAGCCUCACUCUUCAGAGAUUCUCAGUUAAUAGCUCUGAGGUGGGUCUUGGAUAUAACUAUUUUUUUAAGCACCAGUCUUCUUUCCCCCAUCCCUCUAAUGUGCAGACAGGGUUGAGAACCACUAGACUAAUGGUUAUUUUUCCUGUUUAAAGGAGAUGACUAAUUUGAGCUGAAGCAGUGCUUCUUAAUUAGCUUUGUUUUUGUUUUCCUCUGUUGGUGGCUUUGUCACAACUGAAUGAUUGUGUUGCUAUUACUAUUUCAUUGUUAAAGAAAUAAAGUAAUUGCAAUUUGUGUUUGAGUUAUACGAGUAUCAGUGAUUUAGUUAAUUAACUUUUGUACUGCAUCUAGAAUGUUGGCUUUGUAAUUGAAUAACUGGUUCUUUGUGUUUUUUGUUGUUGAUUGCAUUAGAUCCAAAAUUCAAGAAAAAUGGUAAAUGCCAGUGAGAGGGAAAGAGAAAAACUUGAUUUUUUUGUGUAUAUUGAAGAAUGGGUUGACAUUAAUAAAAAUGCUUUAGAACAGAAGACAAACUGUACAGCAUUGUGGUCAGACAUGGUUCAAAGUCUUAUACUGCCACUUCCUACCUAUGUAACUUUAAGCCAUUUAUUUUUCAUCUCCAAUCUUCAGAUUUCUCACCUGUAAAAUGAGAAAUAAUAAAUAGUAU